CAAACUCCUUUCCAAGUUUCUUGUAGUUCAGUCCUUGAACUCGCCAGAACCAAUGGCCAAAAUUGCAAUUGGAAGCAUCGGCGAGGCCUACCAGCCCGAUUGCAUCCGAGCCCUCAUCGUCGAGUUCAUUGUCACUUUCCUUUUCGUCUUUGCUGGUGUCGGAUCAGCCAUGGCUGCCAAUGCGUUAUUGGCAAACGCACUUGUCGGUUUAUUCGCCGUUGCAGUUGCUCAUGCCUUUGUUGUGGCUGUGAUGAUCUCUACUGGCCACAUUUCUGGUGGCCACCUCAACCCUGCUGUUACUCUUGGUCUACUUUUCGGUGGCCACAUCACAGUCGUUCGAUCCGCUCUAUAUUGGAUUGUUCAGUUGCUAGCAGCUUCAGCUGCCAGCUUCUUGUUAACGUACCUCACCGGAGGCUUGGUCACUCCAAUUCAUACGUUAGCAAGUGGGGUUGGGUAUCUUCAGGGAGUGAUAUGGGAGAUUAUUCUGACAUUCUCCUUGCUUUUCACUGUGUAUGGUACAAUUGUUGACCCAAAAAAGGGGGCUCUUGAUGGGCUGGGUCCAUUGCUGACUGGGUUUGUGGUGGGGGCCAACAUCUUGGCUGGUGGAGCUUUUUCAGGAGCUUCAAUGAACCCAGCAAGAUCAUUUGGGCCUGCUUUGGUGGCUGGAGACUGGACUGACCAUUGGGUUUACUGGGUUGGGCCUCUUAUUGGUGGUGGGCUUGCUGGAUUCAUCUAUGAAAACUUCCUCAUUCAAAGAUCUCAUGUCCCUCUACCUAGGGAGGAAGAUGGCUAUUAGAUUUCAUUUUUAAGUCUGUUAAGUUUAAGCUUCAGCUGAUGCAGUUUGUGUUUAUGAAUUAGAACUUUUGGUUGGAUGUAGUGGAAGAGUGGGGGUGGGUUGUUAAGUGUAAUUUUGUUCUUAACUAAUAAAAAGUUUGUUAAUAGUUUAUGAGCGA
Messenger RNA from Cucumis melo (muskmelon), 953 nucleotides. Its product is annotated as aquaporin TIP4-1. The record is from RefSeq and is a predicted model, not a curated record. Gene Ontology annotation, biological process: water transport; transmembrane transport. Gene Ontology annotation, cellular component: membrane. Lineage: Eukaryota; Viridiplantae; Streptophyta; Magnoliopsida; Cucurbitales; Cucurbitaceae. Bases 53 to 796 code for a protein of 247 amino acids. Gene Ontology annotation, molecular function: water channel activity. The transcript has 3 exons.